UUUGCCCAUCCUCCACCGCGCCUCUCUCCUUCCCUCUGGUCCUCAAAUCAGCUUUCUGCUCACGAGAAAUUCAUCGGAAUUGUAAUGAGCAAAAAGAAAGAUGACCAUGAGCUGAUAGUAAAGGAUAGCCUAUUCGGAAAGCUUCCCGACCAUCUCUUGAUAGAUAUAUUUAUCAGAGUUCCCAUAUCGGAGUGGGCGGAUUUAGCUUCCGUCAAAAGGCAGUGGGCAAAUUUAUUCAGGGGGGAAUGCUUUUGGCAAGCUGCUCUUAAUCGGGCAUAUCCUCUCUCUAGCAAAACUAAGAGAUGGCCUGGACCUAUCCCUCGCGGUUUGAGCAAAAGGAGAUAUGCGGCUUUGCAUGUCAGCAAAAACAUUCUAGGUGUGAAUUCGGACAUAGAUGAGAUCAUGGGCCACAUUUAUUUGUUCUUGAAAGAGCAGCUUGAACUCGAAAGCUUACCUCCUCCUUCAGGUGUAUUGCACGGAACUAUGAUUGAUCAACUGAUCGCUUGUGGUAAAUCGAAAGAUGUAGCUGAUGAGCUCGUGACGCAAAUUUGGUUGGCUGUUCUCGACAAUUUGGAGGAUACCAAGCAUACUUUUCUCGUGCUGAAAUGCAUUGCUCAAGAAGGCGAUGUUUUUCUUCCUUACCCGUAUUCAAGACCGAUCAAAGUCCAAUGGAGGGUGUUCGAGAAACUCUUCACGGAUUUCCGCGACUGUUUCAAUCAUUCGGAAUACACGGAUGUGUUGGGAAUUGCCAAGAACAAGUUCCAACCAAUACCAUCUCUCUGGUUAGGCUACUAGUCUCUAACUGUAAGUAUCUCUUCGGUUGCUCUUCUCGCUCUGUCCCUUCUCCUUCCUCUUCUCUUCGUCUCGACAAAACCCACAACGCUCGAACUCAACGACCUUGGGCACGUCUCCCUACUCGUCUCAGAAUCUGGUCUCAAUUUCGCGAAGAACUUACUAAUCGAAAAGGCGAUCUCUACAGUGAUUCCACUUCAGUUACCCGACAUCGAGAAGAAGGUGAAGAUCCCACUUGUCGGGAAAGUCCGAAUGGGUCUGUCGGAUAUCCAGAUUUCCGCGGUGGAUGUGGUUGAUUCGUGGAUUAAAACCCUCGAAAACGGCGGAAUCGUUCUGGGCAUUACAGGUGCGACGGCAGAAUUGAGCAUGAACUGGUCUUAUACUUACACUGCUUUGUUCAUCGAGAUUUCUGACCGUGGGGAUGCUUCAGUGAAGGUCGAAGGUAUGGAUAUACGGGUUGCUGUCUCCCUCAUCGAACACGAGGGGAGUCUUAGGAUGGAUUCGGUGGCAAGUUACUGUAAGGUGAAAAGCAUUGAUAUAAACAUCGAUGGUGGAGCUUCUUGGCUAUAUCAAGGGGUGAUUGAUGCGUUUCAAAAGAGAAUUAUUUCCGCUGUUAAAGAAGCUGUAUCGAAGAAAAUCGAAGAAAACAUGGAGAAGCUUGAUUCCUUGCUGCAAUCUAUUCCGAAACAGAAACUGAUCGACGAUUCUGCCUCAGUGAAUCUCACUUUCACCGGCAACCCCGUUUUUGGCGAUUCUUCCGUCCAAGUCAGAAUCGACGGCCUUUUCGUUCCGAACAAUCAUGUUAAAGUUUUAGAACACGGCCUUAAAGGAUCUCGAUCUCCUUUCUUCUUCGACAGGCUUAACAGAAUGGUGAAAAUUUCGAUAGAGGAAGAAGUUUUCGAUUCUGCAACACGGGUAUACUUCAACGCAGAGCGUAUGCAUUUGGUCAUCGAGGAAACAAAAAACCUGUCGGUUCUGGACACGGCUGAUUGGAAACUCAUCCUUCCAGAAAUGUACAAUCUUUACCCAAAUGAUAAGAUGAAACUUGAAAUCUCGGUGACGUCUCCGCCUUCCGUGAAGAUCACCGAAAAGGGUAUCGAUGCAGCGAUUAAUUUGGACACGACGGUUGAUGUUCUUGACGCCGGAGAAGUUAUACCUGUUGCGUGUUUCUCAACGGUUCUGAAUGUUUCGUGUUCUGCAGAAGUCUCGAAGAACGAUUUAGCCGGUAGCCUCAGACUAGUCGACUUCAACUCGUCGGUUAAGUGGAGCAAAGUCGGAGAACUUCAUGCCAACUCUGCUCGGGAGGCGAUGGCAGCGGUUCUUGAAGCGGCGUUUUUCCCGUAUGUAAAUGAACGGCUCGGGAGAGGAUUUCCGCUGCCGAUUCCUCGUGGUUUCGACAUCAGAGGUACGGAAAUCGUUUACGCAGAUUCUCGGGUGAUGGUCUGCAGCGAUAUCUCCUACACUUGAUUACAUUCUACGACCGGUCUUGCUCCUUGUCUAUAAUGUUCAUUGCAGAGUUUAUGUACUUGUGCUUUAUUAUUGUGGUGGAGAUUUCCGUUCUGUACGGAUAUGUAAAACCGGACCGAAUCAAAUUGAAUCGGAUUCACACAUAAUUGAAUCCGUCGAUUUAAUAACCGAAUGGAUAUUAUCUUUUUA
Molecule: messenger RNA, 2448 nt
Organism: Tarenaya hassleriana
Lineage: Eukaryota; Viridiplantae; Streptophyta; Magnoliopsida; Brassicales; Cleomaceae
Product: putative BPI/LBP family protein At3g20270
Exons: 11
Molecular function (GO): protein binding; lipid binding
Source: RefSeq, a predicted model, not a curated record